AUGUCUUCCCAGCGUGUUGUUAUUAUCGGAGCCGGUAUCGUGGGUACCAACCUCGCUGACGAGCUGGUCUCGCGAGGAUGGUCAGAUAUCACCGUCGUCGAACAGGGCCCGCUACACAUGCCGGGCGGGUCAACCUCCCACGCCCCCGGCCUCGUCUUCCAAACGAACACCUCCAAAACCAUGACACAUCUCGCCAGAUACACAGUCGAGAAGCUCCUUUCGAUAGAAAAGGACGGAAAGAAAUGUUUCAACCAAGUGGGUGGACUGGAGGUAGCUACUACACCCGCGCGGUUGGAAGAACUCAAGCGCAAACUUGGCUAUGCCACAUCAUGGGGCAUUGAGGCGCGAUUGGUGAGCGCCGAGGAGUGUUUUCAGCGAUACCCCCAUUUAAACCGAGAUAUGGUGCUCGGAGGUCUACACAUUCCAAGUGAUGGUCUUGCAUUGGCUGCCCGUGCGACACAGCUACUCAUCGAGCGAACCACCAAGGCCGGCGUUCGGUAUCUGGGUCAUACUCCCGUGACCGGGAUCGAGCGGGCGGGCCGUCGCGUGACCGGAGUCACCACACCGGGGGGAAUCAUCCCCGCCGACAUUGUGGUCUCUUGCGCUGGGUUCUGGGGCGUGGAAUUGGGAGCUAUGGUAGGUGUAAAGGUUCCUCUGCUUCCCCUCGCACAUCAAUACGCCAAGACAACGACCGUACCAGAACUCGCUGGGCGUUCGCUCAAUUCCGCAAUCAAUGGACUGAACGCCGAGCUUCCUAUCCUUCGUCACCAGGAUCAGGAUUUGUAUUACCGGGAGCAUGGCGACCAGUACGGUAUCGGAUAUUAUGGACAUCGCCCCAUGCCUGUCGUCGCCUCUUCCCUCGGAUUGACGCCUCAACAUGUCGAUGACAAGAACAUGCCCUCUCGUCUCGAUUUCACAAAAGAAGACUUUGAUCCCGCUUGGAAGGAGACCAAGAAGCUUCUUCCGAUGCUCCAGCAAACGGAACUCGCGGACGGCUUCAAUGGAAUUUUCUCCUUCACCCCCGAUGGCGGGCCAAUCGUUGGCCAGCCAUCCCACCUCGACGGCUUCUACGUCGCAGAGGCAGUCUGGGUUACCCACUCAGCAGGUGUAGCCCGAGCUCUCGCGCAGAUUCUCACAACCGGCCAUUCUGAAAUCGAUGUAUCGGAAUGUGAGCUCUCCCGCUUCGAGGAGAUCCAAACUAGCCCGGACUAUGUUAGUGAGACAUCGCAACAGAAUUUCGUCGAGAUCUACGAUAUUCUCCACCCUCUCCAACCACGAACAUCACCCAGGGCCCUUCGCGUAAGCCCAUUCCAUGCCCGCGAACAGGAACUCGGUGCGUUCUUCCUUGAGACUGGAGGCUGGGAGCGACCGUGGUGGUAUGAGGCAAACAAGGAUCUUGUAAAGGCUUUACCACCAACGUGGACGCCCCAUGAUCGGGAUGCAUGGUCCGCCCAGUUCCACUCCCCGAUUUCUGCCGCUGAAGCCUGGAAGACCCGGAAUGCAGUUGCCAUGUUCGAUAUGACCGCUUUCCAUCGCUUCGAGGUCGCCGGUCCCGGAGCAACCCGCCUGCUCCAGCGGUUGACCACCAGCGACAUGACUACCAAGGUCGGCUCAGUAACCUACACCCUUCUUCUCAACGACCACGGUAAAAUCCGAAGCGACAUUUUCACCCACCGACUGGACGAGAAUGUAUUCCAGGUUGGCGCCAACACAGCCACGGAUCUAGCUUACCUCGAGCGAGAAGCUAGAGUCCAAGGAGAGAACUCCCCCGGACACUGGGUCCAAGUUCGCGACAUCACUGGCAGCACAUGCUGCAUUGGACUGUGGGGUCCUCGUGCCCGCGAGGUCCUAAGUGGGAUCACAACCGAAGACCUUUCCAACAAGGGCCUGCCAUACUUCAGUCUCAAGCAAACAAUUCUGGCAGGUAUCCCGGUGACAUUGAUCCGCAAAUCCUACGUCGGCGAAUUAGGCUGGGAGAUUCAGACCAGCGCUGAAUACGGCCAGCGCCUGUGGGACAGGGUUUGGCAAGCCGGACAACUGCACGGACUGAUUGCAGCUGGUCGGAGCGCUUUCAAUUCCAUGCGCAUUGAGAAGGGAUACCGAAUCUACGGCUCGGACAUGACCACCGAACACGAUCCGUUCGAAGCGGGUGUUUCGUAUGCCGUGGAUGUGAGCAAGGUCGACGACUUUGUUGGAAAGGCUGCUCUGCAGCGUAUCUCUGCACAGCCGCCUGCGCGACGACUUCGACCGCUCACGGUUGAUGAUGGUCGCUCGGUGGUUCUGGGCAAGGAGCCUGUAUUUUAUAAGGGCAAGGCAGCUGGCUAUGUCACUUCCGCGGCAUUUGGGUAUUCGAUUGGCAAGCCAGUUGCCUAUGCUUGGCUUCCGGCUGGUGUUCGGGACGGUGAAAGUGUCGAGAUUGAAUACUUUGGAAACAAGAUUCAAGCGACUGUUGCUGCGGAGUCACUUUAUGACCCCGAGAUGGGUAGCCUUACUCAGGACGCGGUUGCUGUCAGGUCUCCGUCUGUUAGAUCGAGACUAUGA
Molecule: messenger RNA, 2541 nt
Organism: Penicillium salamii
Lineage: Eukaryota; Fungi; Ascomycota; Eurotiomycetes; Eurotiales; Aspergillaceae
Source: the annotation of a GenBank genome assembly